AAGCAUGAGAAAGCGACCAGCGCAAAGCUCAUCAGCGAAGCAAAGUUGGUCAUUUGAGCGUUCGUCGUGUACGAGCGGACGCAUUGGGACGUUGCUGCGGCACGAUGCGAUGGCAACGGUCAGAGGGGACGGUGUGACAGGCAGAUCUCAUGGCGACGAGACACAUGACUUGGAACGGAGACGAUGACUUGUGACUGAGGCGAUAGCAACUGAUGCAGUGUCGACGUAUCGACGACGUCGACGACGCGCUGGCAUGACGACAUCGAUGGAUGCUCAGGCGCUCCUCGCCCGUACGUCUGACAAGCCAUCUGCAGAUCUCAGCUGCUGGUAGUCGACCAAUGACCGACUCAUCGAGCACGCCGAACGCAGGAGCAAAAGCGAAGAAAACAAAGAACGACGGCAGAGACCCUGAAGUUAUUCGUGCAAAAUUAGAGGAAAGGGCACGCAAGCGAGCCGAGCGAGAGGCAGUUGGCGCACAGCCGCCAUCACUACAUCUGAAACCCGAGCAAGGGAAGCUCAAUUUUAUCAAACGAGAAUGGAUAGAUUUGCGCAAAGAGCAAAGAUGGCAAGAACGAUUCGGCGAACGCAAGCUCAAUGGACGGACUCUGCGGCUCAUGACGUGGAACAUGCUUGCUCAAGGUCUCAUCCGACGCACACUCUUUCCGGGAUCGGAUUGUCUCAAAUGGAAGGAUCGCGGCGCAACACUGACUCGACAGAUUCUCGUCUAUGACCCAGAGAUCGCUUGCUUGCAAGAAGUUGACCGUGUCGAUCACCACGGUCCUAUUCUCGCUCAGGCCGGCUACGACAUGUCAUAUCAUAUCGGAUACAGCAAGAAGGUGCACGGCUUGAUGAUUGCCUGGAAACGAGAUCGUUAUCGACUGUGCACCGCUUUCCAUGGUGCGCGCUUGGAGGAAGCCAAAGCAGAGGAGGCUCCAGAGCCCGGCAGACAAGCCCUGCAAGCUGGCGAGCUGCUUGUUAAGCUUGACGAUGCCGGUCCGGGUCUGAGUCAUGUCACGCGCAAUAUUGGCCUGGCAGUCGGGCUGGAAAGGAUUGAUGAGCCUGCGCAAGGUUGCAUCAUCGUCACGCAUCACCUCUUCUGGCAUGCACGCUACUCCUACGAGCGUGCUCGCCAGAUGGGUCUACUCAUACAGCGCGUGAUGGAAUGGCGAGCUUCGAGUCCGGUAGCGAAGGAUUGGCCCGUCGUCGUUGCUGGCGAUUACAAUUCGCAGCCAUAUGAUGUCUUGUACAGCCUCAUGACCGGCAGUCCUCUCUCAGAGACGCAUCGAGCAAUUUUACAUGACUCGUCCGUCGUGCAUAAGUCUGUAGACGGUGCUUCAGCGAGACGUGUGACGGCAGAGACCGAUAACGACGAAGACGAUCUCCAGGAAGAGGGCGCAGCAGGUGCCGAUUCUAGCAAACGCGAGAAUGGUCUAGAAGACGGACCGAGCUACGUCGAUGCGGAUGGGGACGAGGAUCGCGUUCUCAAAGGUUGUCGAGAGGCUAGAUCUGCAGAUGCCUUGCUUACCCAAGCUCAGCUCGAGGAUCUCUAUCGAGAUCAAAGGUGGCAGAGUGCAUACGGACAUGCCUAUCACCUUGUGGCAUCCGAAGACGGCAAUCGCUUCGGAGAUCGUGAUGAGCGCUGGCAACCGCAGUCCAAGCCGUCCGAAGAGGACGACGCGGUCAAAUUGGGCUGCCAUGAGCCAAUGUGGACCAACUUCACGCCGCUAUGGCGAUGCACGCUCGAUUACAUCUUUGUAGCAUUGCCGAAAGAUAGCGAGCUUAUCGUGACUGGCCUUUUGCCAACUCACCGAACAGCCAUUGCGGAACCUGGGUUACCCCACAGCGAGAAAGAACCGUCAGAUCACUUUUCACUCAUGUGCGAGCUCGUCUUGCCUGCAUAGCGAAAUCAUCACAAUUCGGCUGCUGAAGCAAACAGGCAGCAUUUGAUUCUAAUGCAAGCUGCCAUCUGUCCAUCUUGAUCGCUUGCCGCUCAUCAGUCAUACAAUUUACUUCGUGACAUUGUCCCGCACGCAGCAAACAUGACAUACGCCUUGUGAGGCUUGAAGCGCUUACAGUCGACUCUGCGCUCGCGCUUCUUGUAGCAGACGCAGCCAGAACACAAGGACUGAGCUGACGUUUGACCGCUAUUUUCAAUGCACGAGGAUCCAUCAAGCUGCGCUGACUGAGAACCGAUGAGAAGAGGUUGUGUCGAUCCUGUUGUGACCGAGAGUGAUGAUUAGCAUGCUUACAACAAACAAGUGUGUGCAUCGACUGUGUGUGAUGUGACCGC
Mixia osmundae IAM 14324 is the source of this 2290-nucleotide messenger RNA. RefSeq lists its product as uncharacterized. The coding region runs from base 339 to 1901 and encodes 520 amino acids. NCBI's taxonomy places the organism in Eukaryota, Fungi, Basidiomycota, Mixiomycetes, Mixiales, Mixiaceae. The transcript has a single exon. Gene Ontology annotation, molecular function: poly(A)-specific ribonuclease activity. The record is from RefSeq and is a predicted model, not a curated record.